Molecule: messenger RNA, 3426 nt
Organism: Capsella rubella
Lineage: Eukaryota; Viridiplantae; Streptophyta; Magnoliopsida; Brassicales; Brassicaceae
Exons: 11
Coding region: 1-3426 (1141 amino acids)
Biological process (GO): telomere maintenance; DNA repair
Molecular function (GO): DNA helicase activity
Source: RefSeq, a predicted model, not a curated record
AUGAGACCUGAAAAGCUUCCGUAUCGGAGGAAGAAAGAUGCACCUCAUGGUCUUAACACUCGACAUAGUUACCCAGUUUUUAAACCUAUUGAAGAUGUCUCCAUAACGAGACCUACAAAGCUUCCAUUCCGUAGAAAGAAAGAUGUAUCUCAUGAUGUCUCUAUAGCUAGAUCUAUACAUCACCAGUUCGGAGACAUCACACACAAUAACGUAGGUCAAAUCGAAAGGAUGAAUAGAAUGCGUGUUUUGAGAUCCCGGAAAACGGAGAAGGAUAACCAAGAAACUUUGCUACUACCUGGAUUACAAGAAGAUUUUGUAUGUUAUAUUGCUACUGAUUCGGAGUCAAAUAGAGGAAGCGAGAAUGAUAUGUCUACCGACGAGUCUGAGACCGAAUAUGGUGAUGAUAAUACAAUGUCUAAUAAUGUAAUCGGCGGAUUUACGGCUGUAAGAGCUGGAUUACAAGAGAACGGGUAUUACGAUGAUGGAGAUCCGUUUUAUAUCUGUGAGAAUUGUGGAGCCUAUAUGUGGUUUGGAGAGCGUAAUGAGGUUUCUAAAAGAAUAAGUGCAUACGGAAGAUCUGGAUCGACUGAAAAUUUGAGGCCUGACACUGUAGAGCUAAUCAAGAAGAUGCUUGAUAAUCAUAAUCCACACGUCCGGGCUUUUAGGUCAGCAAGAGAGAGAUUCGAUAUGGAUUGCGGUGUUGAAGAUUUAAAAUUACGUUUGCCUUCGGAUAGAGCUUCUGAUGCGAGAACUCAUAAUUUACCUACCUGCAAUGAGGUGGCUGCUUUAAUUCCAGGUGAUUUUAAUUGCGGUGAGAAUAAACGUGAUAUUGUUAUAGAAGGUCGUUCAGGCAAUUUACAAAGAAUAAGCGAGCUUCAUCCGGCAUAUUUACCUUUACAAUAUCCUUUAUUGUUUCCAUAUGGAGAGAACGGUUACCGGUUAGGGAUUGACAUAGGUUUUAUAGAUACUGAUGGACGGAAAAGGAAAACCGUGAGCAUGAGAGAGUUUUAUGCUUAUCGAAUUUUAGAGAGAUAUGGAGAAGCUUCUACGAUUGUCAUGUCCGGAAAAUUAUUCCAGCAGUUCUUAGUGGAUGCCUUCACGACUAUAGAAUCAAACAGAUUAAAUUAUAUUUGGAUGAACCAAAAAAAACUUCGGACAGAAAGAAUAGAUAAGAUACUCGAAGCUGCUGAUAAAGGACGUACUGAUCUUUCAGAGCAUGGGAAAAGGAUUUACAUACCUUCGUCGUUUACUGGAGGAAAACGAUAUGUAUCAGCAUGCGAAGCUACGUGGAGAAUAUUAGCGUCCCCGAUAUGUUAUCGUACAACACCUGUUGAAAAAUUGCCCUUCCAUCUUCCUGGCCAGCAAUUGGUUAUUUAUAACGAGGAUGAUCCUAUAGAAAAUGUUAUGUCACGUUCAACAAAUGGAGGAAGCAAAUUCUUAGCAUGGAUGGAAUGCAAUAGAAUUGACCCUGAAGCUAGAAAGUUAACGUAUGCUGAAUUUCCGACCGCUUAUGCAUGUUUCGAAUUCUUGAAAACGGUUAACGGAGUUCUUUACGGAGAAUUUAAAGAUGCUUGCUAUGCAUUAGGAUUAUUGGAUGAUGACAAACAAUAUAUUUCAGCUAUAAAGGAAGCAAGUUUCUGGUGUCUUGGCAAGUACUUAAGGAAGCUAUUUGUGAUACUAUUGAUUUCGAAGAGUGUAUCUGUUCCGUUAAAUCUUUGGCUCGCGACAAGAGAUAUACUAUGCGAAGAUAUUUUAUUUCUCCAUAGGAAUCGCAUGAAUGAUCAAGGUCUUAUGUUAACACAAGAUCAAAUACGGAACAUAUGUUUGUCGGAAAUCGAAUUGCUUAUGCGUUCGAAUGGCACUUCUCUUUCCGUUUUUACUAAUAUGCCAAGACCAGACGAUAGUGUGAUAAAUUCAAAUGAAAAUCGGCUUAUUAUGGAUGAGAAAAAUUAUAAGCGUCAUGAACAAAAGAAAGAUUACAACAGACUGUUUGGUAUGUUAACUGAAGAGCAAAGACGUGUUUACCAAGAAAUAAUCGACUCGGUAAAUAAAAACAAGGGUGGAAUGUUUUUUGUGCAUGGAUUCGGUGGUACUGGAAAAACUUUCUUGUGGAGUAUCAUUGGAGCUGACAUUCGAUCUAAAGGUAAUAUCGUUCUAAAUGUUGCAUCAAGUGGAAUCGCUGCUUUGCUAUUGGAAGGUGGUAGGACAGCUCAUUCUAGGUUUGGUAUACCUAUCAAUAUAAACGAAUAUUCAAUGUGCUCGAUAGAUGCAGAGUCCGAUCUUGCAGAAUUGAUAAGAGAAGCGAAACUCAUUAUAUGGGACGAGGCACCGAUGAUGAACAGACUUUGUUUUGAAACUUUGGAUAGGACUUUGCAAGAUAUUAUGAAGUGCAAUAGGAUUUUUGGAGGUAAGGUCGUUGUUUUGGGAGGUGAUUUUAGACAGGUUCUCCCAGUAAUUCCUGAGGGUGGAAGGGUCGCAACUGUGUUGGCGUCUAUAAACUCAUCAUUGCUUUGGCAAAGCUGUAAAGUUUUAAAGCUUACACAAAAUAUGCGCUUACGAGAAGGCGUUAAUAACGAGCAAUCUGUUGCUCUCGCCGAGUUCUCAAGGUGGUUGCUCGAUAUUGGUGAUGGUAAAAUCAAUGAGCCAAACGAUGGUGAGGUCGAAAUAGAAAUACCUGAAGAUUUAUUGAUAACAGCAGCUGAGGAACCUAUUCAAGCAAUUGUUAAGGAAAUCUAUGGUAAUUCUUUUGCUAAAGAGAAGGAUCCAAAAUUCUUUAGGCGAAGAGCAAUUCUUAGUCCAAGGAACGAAGAUGUUGAUAAAAUCAAUCAAUAUAUGCUUUCUCAACUACCAGGUGAAGAAAGACGUUAUUUUAGUUCAGAUUCCAUUGAAACGUCGGAUACAAGUGUUUUCGACGAUAUGGUCUACUCGCAGGAAUUUUUAAAUAGUAUCAACGUCUCAGGAUUGCCUAAGCAUGAAUUAACAUUGAAGAAAGAAGCCCCUAUCAUGUUGCUAAGGAAUAUAGAUCCUAAAGGUGGUUUGUGCAAUGGUACAAGGUUGAUUGUUACUCAAAUGGCUGAUCAUGUUAUAGAGGCAAGGAUAGUAACAGGUAACAGUGUAAACGAAAAAGUACUUAUCCCUAGAAUGUUUGUGUCUCCGCCAGAUGCAAAGUUUCCUUUCCGUAUGAGGCGUCGUCAGUUUCCUGUGACUCUUGCAUAUGCGAUUACUAUUAACAAAAGCCAAGGUCAGACGCUGGAAUACGUUGGAUUGUUUUUACCAAAACCAGUCUUUACACAUGGACAGCUAUAUGUUGCAUUAUCUAGAGUGACGACGAGAAAUGGAUUGAAGAUUUUGAUAACUAAUGAAGACGGUGAAUGUCAGAACAAGACCCUUAACGUAGUCUUUAAAGAAAUCUUUGAUAACAUUUAA